Molecule: messenger RNA, 9145 nt
Organism: Haliotis rufescens (red abalone)
Lineage: Eukaryota; Metazoa; Mollusca; Gastropoda; Lepetellida; Haliotidae
Product: BDNF/NT-3 growth factors receptor-like
Exons: 9
Coding region: 945-2561 (538 amino acids)
Biological process (GO): multicellular organism development; positive regulation of kinase activity; cellular response to nerve growth factor stimulus
Cellular component (GO): axon; signaling receptor complex
Molecular function (GO): neurotrophin binding; neurotrophin receptor activity; ATP binding
Source: RefSeq, a predicted model, not a curated record
GAUCGCAUGCGGCUGCCCAAUCGUGUUUUAGUGCUAGAGUUAGAGAUCACGAUCCGCUCUACCAGCUGAUGAGAGUAAACAUACCAGAGCAUGGGAACAAAACUUGUAUACUGACUCAGAUCUACGGCAAAGGUAUUGUACUUAAGGAAAUUUACACUGAUGCAAAUUUCUAUAGUACCGUCUGUACGUGUAAUUCCGGCUGUCCUCUAAUACUGGCUUGGUGAAUUACCCGCUGGCCAAUUGAUGGAGUAACGAAAUCAUAGGAAAAACACAGGGGGACCUUUCCGCCGUUCCUUCUACGUCUUUCAUUGAUUAUAUUUAAACCGUAGGCUGGAGAGAACCGACGGAAGGCCUCUUGCUUCUGUUUGAUCAUCCUGCGUUAGGGAGACAGGAUUUGGACGCUGCCCUCGCUGCUAUCAAAAGAGGGAGAUUUUUAAUUCUAGCGUACGGGGGUGGACUGAUGGAUCAGCGGUGCCCUCUCAGACAAAGGAAGAGUGGCACUGUUGUCUGAAAGAAGGAAUAGUUCUCCAGCCAGGUUGAAGCGCUGCUAUAGUGAGAAAUGAUAUAGCUACAGCCCUCCCGUGAGAGAGGUGUCAGUGCAGUUAUCUCUGCUCUUCCAUAUUUUGUGGAUAUUCUGUUAUUGGUCUGUUCACAGUGCCUCCUAUUAUCGACUGUAGAUCUUCCGCUUUGACUGUGGUUUAGCGAAGCCGCCAUCUGAUUCCACGUGCUGCUCCUCCAUGGAUGAUUUGUCUCAACAGUGACCCGUACCGCGACAUUGUGGCUGCUUUCAGUGUUAUAUUCGUGACGAGACCUCAGGCACACCGGAGCGCAACCUACACCAAAAUUCCAAUUGAAAUCGACACUGAAACCACACCAGGAAAUGGCCAUCAUACUCCGUAAACAUCGCCGGUGUUGAAACCAACAUCUUUAAACAGUUUGCCAAAAUGGGAAGCUUCGCAGCAGGCUUGCCAUUUAAUUUAUCACAUCUCGGAAGCCCCAAUUUCCAAAUUCCAAAACAUCCGGACUCAGGUCGUAAAGAUUGGGAUAUUGGAAGUGACCCUGAUGAUCCUUUGUCUCAUCGUAAGCAUGAAAACCAACCAAGGCACCAGGAAGAUAUACCCGGGGAUCACGAUCCUAAACAUUUGGUCGCUGAAAAUAAGUGUUCUUCGGAGUGCAGAGGCGAUAGCAAAUGUCUCCACUGGCAUGACAAAUGGGAUUGCCUAUGUGAAACUACCUAUUCGCCUCCUCAAGCCGAUGGAAAUUGUACACGUCCAGAUGGAUCAGGUUCCAACGGGUCUCCUGGCGUCAUUGAUAACGAUACGCUGCAUAAUAUUGUCCAUAAAGGACAGUCACAAACUACAAACACUACCAUGUCCAGUUUAACCGAAAACGCCCCAAUCCAGCGAGAAUCUGAUUGGAGGGUUCUUCAGAUAGCACUUCCGGUAGGCUUCUUCCUGUUCUUGUUCCUCGUCUUGCUCUUGGUCUUCAUGCGCAGAUGGCGCCACAGCAGAAGCUCUAAACGAGGCUCGGAAAGUGUUGUGAAGAACAGUGACAAUGUCCAACUUUUAGAACGCAUGAACAUCAUAAGUAAAAACCCAACAUACUUCACAUCAUUGCACGAUGGAGUAGAAGGGAAAGAACUAUACGUUAGAGAAAUCCCACUGGAACAUCUCAAGUUGGUAGAGGUAGUUGGAGAGGGAGCAUUUGGACAGGUUUUUAAAGGUAACCUCUUUAAUACGGAAACCAACUGUGAAACAAAGGUUGCGGUGAAGGUCCUGAAAGACGGCGUGUGCAGUGAAAUCAGGGCGGAUUUUGAAAGAGAGGUUGAGAUUAUGAGCGCCUUCGACCAUGACAACAUACUCCGCCUUGUCGGCGUUGUAACCCAAAACGUGGGCCAAAGUCCAUAUAUGGUGUUUGAGUAUAUGGAAUAUGGAGACCUGGCCGAACUCCUCCGAAAGAAUGACCCUAUUCUGAGAAAAACUGACGACUGUGUUGUACUGCAAAAGAAUGACUUGGUCGACAUAUCGACCCAGAUCGCAAAUGGAAUGGCCUACCUGACCUCUCAGCACUUUGUUCACAGAGACCUAGCAACAAGAAACUGUCUUGUAGGCGAAGGCCUUGUGGUCAAAAUUUCAGACUUUGGAAUGUCUCGUGAUAUAUACACAUGCGACUAUUACAAAAUCGGCGGCAGCAGGAUGCUUCCAGUGCGGUGGAUGUCUCCCGAGAGUGUUAAGUAUGGCCGCUUUACCAGUGAGUCGGACGUAUGGGCUUAUGGUGUUGUAUUAUGGGAGAUAUUCAGCUGCGGUCGACAACCUUACUACGGACAUUCUAACGAAGAGGUUAUUCGUUUUUUGGAUGAAAAGAUCUACUUGCAGCGCCCUGAAGAUUGCCCGACUGCAAUACACAACAUUAUGGCAGGCAGUUGGAAACAGGAGCCAAAGGAAAGAUUUACCUUUGAAAAAAUACACAGUUUAUUAGUGGAAUAUAAUAAGAAAGUUGUUCUGAACGUGGAAGAAGAAAAGUCGGUAGAUUCUGCUUCUAUCGCUGAAGUAAUGGCGUAAGAUCCACUCUUAUUUUGCUUGCUUUGGAGGUUCAUAGAAUAGCAUGCAUAUCAAGACUGAGAAAUGGCAGUAAGAUUUAUGAGAGUUGUCUUCUCUUGGCAGUAAGAUGUAUGAGAGUUGUCUUCUCUUGGUACAUUCAUUGUCCCAUGUUUAGAUAAAAUUGACCUUUUGGUAUUUUUGUCAGAUGUGAUGUUUCUUUAUGGCAAAAUGACUGUUGUGUUGUAGAAUGACAUAACCAUCCAUGCCUGUGUAUGAUCUUAUAUAGUACAUGUAUACAAUACGGGAAAUGAAAACAAAAAAUAAUAAUGCUUUUUUAUCGUUGUAGGCCGAUAUGGCAGUUAUUCCACAGAGCAAUGCCUUUUGACAGUAAAAUGAUCCAUUAAGCAAUCAAUUAUUACACAUAUUUAGUCUUCCCAGUAUGAAUUGUAUCAAACAAUUACCAAAGCUAUUUUGGUCAUGCACGCGAUUUACAAAGGUGCAUCCUUGCAUAAUUGUUUAUGGCUUUGACGUUUGAAGUUUGGAAAUGUCAUAUAUGUAUAGUCCAUACACAUUGUUUGAAAGAGCUUUUUAUUAAACCAUGUGCCAAAAUUACACUGAUAUUAGUUUUUGAUGUGACAAAUCCUAAAUAGGUUUGCGAUGAUGUGUGUUAUAUGAUAUAAUGCUUGAUUUGAGUAUUGAUGAGUCGCGUGCAAUUUGGUGUUAUUGAUGCUUUGAGAAGUUAACGCCUAGCCAGUCUUUGCCAUGUUUCGUGUGAUAUCAAUUAAUCGUAUAAUUAGUGAAGCAUGUACAAAGGGGAAUAUUAUCCUUUUUGCCAAUUUUCAUUGCUGUUUUUCUCUGACAAUUGUGCGAAUUGCUUUUCAGUGGUCAUUUGUCUGUCAACUUCUAUGAUGCACCAACAAAAUGUUUUUAACAUGUGACAAUUGAGGAACAGUUCAAAUCACAUUUACGUGCUCAUUACGCCAGGGAGCGACCAUUUGAUUUCGAAGGGGUGGGGGUGGGAUUAAGGUUGAAUUCAGCAUUGUUUUCUUAAUGUUGAGGGGCUCAAUUAUAUUUUCAAACAAACAGGUUCUCAUUUAUUUAUUUUUAAAUAAAUUAAAACAAGAAUCAAACUGUAUUUCGUAGAUGUUUAUUUUAUUCUCUUCGGCAAGUUCCUCUCAACGCCCAGUGACCUCAAAUUCCGCUAACAGACGUAUUUGAAGGUGCCCUUUUGCUGGAGUGAGGACAGUCUGCCCAUCCACUUGUUGAACUCAGCAUCUGUGAUAGUUGAGCCGUUGGAAUUUGAUGGGAUCGCUGUAGGAUGUUCGACGCCUUGGUCCAUCACAUAUAUCUCGUCUUUGUUGACUGUGAAGACAAUUGCAAACAGGAUAGGACGAGCCGUCCAACUGUACAGUGCCUUUCAUGUCAGUUUGGAGUGACUAGAUCAUACUGAGGAGCCUUGUUAGGUCGAUGAAUGUGACAUAGAUUUAUUGCUACUGGUCUUUGCACUUUUUCAGCGACCCUCAGAUUGAGAGGAUCGUGUUGGUCGUGGAUCGUUCUGCCUUGAAUCCACACUGCGAUACGAGAUACACCCAAUCAAGCAAGUUUCUAUAGUCUGUUCAAGGACCAUACUAUCCUCCGAUACUCAGUGAGGAAAUUCAGAGAGAGUUGUAACAAACGCUUCUAUCACCCUUGUUAUUGUAGAAGGUGACGAUGUUGAAGUCUCUCAUGACUUGGAGCAUCACUCCCUUUCCGAACUCUAACACAGUAGUUCAAACAUGUGGCUUAGCAGGAACCCCAAAUGACGGCUUCAGAAGGGAUCCUAUUACUGGCAGGCGCUAAAUGGCUUCCAAUGCAGAAUAAGGGAUGCUGCUUUCCCUGGAGUAGAGCUGAGUAGUGCUCAACCCGUUGGACCGAUUUCUUACUUGAUGCGUCUUACACACCUUGGAUUAUCCACCUUCAGUUGAUGAUUGAAUGCCCUCGCAGAGCUGCAGAAAGUAGUCGUUCACGCAUAUUAUUGCUGUUUUCUGAUAUUUUCUUCAGUGUUUUCAUAUAGCUUGCAUAUUUUCCUGCUUGGUACAGGGAUAGGUGCGGAUCUUUUCUCGACGACAAGGAAAUCAGUGCUGCACAGGUAGUGGUAUGUGCAUAGCUCCAGAAGUCGCCAUUCAUCCCGCCAUUAGUUGAUAAAAAAGGUAAAGGCAAAAGCCAAUAGUGCUUGGUAUCAGAGGCGUCGGAAGAGUGAUUUUGAGUGAGUUAUAACACGGCGGGGAACUCCAGAAAUGGGCUUCACAUAUUGUACCCAUGUCGGGAUUCGAACUCAGGUCUUCGGCGUGACGAUCGAACGCUUUAACCACUAGGCUACCCGACCGUCCUGCGUGUUAAGUGCAGCCUGAAGACAACAGCAUACUGCCAUAGGAGCUCCGAUUUACCUCAGCCGCAAGGAGACAGCUUAGUAAAAGAAGUUGUGAAUUAAAAUUUCCCUUCAAAUGCACACUUUCUGCAAGAAAAGGGUACAUUUUUUCUAUAAUUCGAGAAGAAUGUAAUUUUGUUACAGUGAAAAAGGGCUUGAUUAUUUUUGUAGAAAAAUAUCCCGGCCUCAUCCCUGAAAAUCAAAUGGUUGCUCCCUUAACGCAUUCGGUAAUGAUUUUCAUACAGAUUCCAAGACAGGGCCCACAGGUUACUAUAAACCCUUACAUUUUCUAUCAAGUUAGUGUGGCAAACGUUUUGAUAUGGUUUUCAAGUAACAUUGACAACUGUCAUGUACAAUUUAUAUGCAAUGAAAGUGUGUUAUUUCCAACGUAUUCAUGAUAGGAAAAGAAGAAAAGCAAAAGUAGCAAAGUCUACUUCCGCUGCGUUUCUGGCGACUUUUUCCUCCAUUGAAAUUCACAGAGGAAUGGACUAACGCAUGUAGACUGAUGGCAUUAUUAAAAGAACUAUCACAUUACAAUAUAUAUUAUGUGUAGAGAUAGCUCAUUCAUAAUACUCGCUCUCUUGAGUCAAGUAAGAUAACGUUUAUUUAUGAGUUUCUGUCAACAUUAGCUAAAUAAAAAGUUUCGUCUUUGAUGAAUAUGAUUAUGAAGUCCCAUGUAUGGUUUAGCGCCUUUUGGAGUAGGUAUAAAUAUGUCUUUGUGAACAAUAUUUAGAUUUGUAUAUAUUAAACGAAUGUAGUAUGUUAUUCUUUUAUGAUCGAAAUAACUCAGCUUCCCAAUUUUGUUUCAGUUGCUAAUCAUGCAUGUUUGUUUCAGCACCUUGCCAUAUUGUUGGUUGACUGUAUUUUAACAAAAACUGGCCUCCAAACAACAUUAGUGAACAAACAAAAACAGUUACCACCUUUCACUUGUUUAAUUACGUCACCAAUAUGUCACUUGACAUUAGUAUGACGUUGUAGCAACGGAUGCCGUUGCAAGGAAUGCAUUCUGCAUCAACUUUGCAGAUGAGUUGAACUGUUUGUGAUUUGUUUGAAAAAUUAAGUUUGAAAUGCAUAGAAUGCAAUAAAAUACUUUCUAUAUGAUAUAUUAUAACAUUCUUUCUUCUCAUCUUUCUCAUCAUUCAAACAAAAACCAUUUUCGCAACAAUUUUCCUUUGGUUUUAUGGCAAAUGUCAGCAUAUAUAUAAUGUUGGAGUAAUGUACAUAGUCUUUUAGCCUACGAAAUGUGCCAUAAUAGUUUUCUUUUCGUAUAUCACGUGCUACUACUCUAAUAUAUCUCACCAUCAUGCAUUGUCCGUUUGUGACAUUUCCCAUACUUUAUAUUGCCAAAGUCUUUAACUUGUUUUCAGAAGCCUGCUCUUGAAACUUAGAAAGAUUCUUUUGCGGAUGUAUUAAUGCACAGAUGUGAACCGAAAACGGUGUAAAACUAUUUAGCUUGUGUCGUUCUCAACUUGCCUCAUUUGGCUCCGAGAGCAGCAAAGAGAAUCUUUCGUCAUAACUAUAUUUUCAUUUCAGUCCUUGCGUAAAUAUUUCCUAAAAUUGGUGAUUCUUCAAGUUUGUAUGUGUGUAUAAAUAUGAUAAUGUCGAUUUUUCGGGUAAUGACAAUACUAAGUGUGGAGGUUUUUAAUUAUAAUUAUAUAUGUAUUUGUCUUACCCAAAGAUAUGUUCGAUAUCAUUGGUCAAUACACUGUUACAAACAAUACACAAGAACAUAAGCGCAACAUAAAUAGUCGUCCUUCCAAACCGUCAUCGCUGAGGGAAAUAAAGGUGUCCCGUUAAUGAGUGGUCAUGUUAACGUGCGACGCUUGCAUGCAAUAAAGAACAUAUUUCUUGAUCAUAUGUGAUUGUGUGUUAAUUACUUCAGCAUCAUUUUCUAAACGAUGUUAGCGAAUGUACAGAAAUGUCAUUUAUAUUACAUUUACACUCAAUCAGCUGUUUUAAUGAAGAAUAAUGUUUCCUUACCGUUCUAUAUCCAGUAAUAAGAUCGAUAUUUCAUUUUCACGAGAGGACAUUUUUGAUGUUAGAAAUAUAUUUCAUGUACAUUUUGUAUAUAUGUUCUGUAUAUAUAUGUGUAUAUAUAAUAUUUAUGUUGUAAUGUGUUCCGUGCCAUAUCACACUGUUAGUAUUACACUGUCAUAUUUGUAUACAAUUCUCAAAGGUAAUCACGAUUUGAAUUAUGUGCCCAGACGAUUUGAGAGGCGUUACCCAUUGCUUUUACGAGUAAAUGAGAGCGAUAAAAUAUAUUUCCAUAAUCAUAAGAAACGUCUACUAAAAGCGGAGUCCCUUACACGAUUUCUACGAUAUCAUAAGAAUUUGUUCAUGACUCACUAUCACAUAGUGACGAUACCAGCUGUAAGCGAAAAGGUGAGCGUAUCCUGCCCCAGAGGUGACGCCUGGCAAGGCAAGUCAAUUCUCCACCUGAAAAAAACACGGGCACAUCUCGUACAAGCGAAAAUAGGGAGUUGCAUCGGAUAUAAUUUGUGUCAGUGAUGUAUCCUAUUUGGAAGUGUCCUCCACAAAACGUUUUGAAAGCAUUACAGAGGCCUUGAAUGUUGCUAACCUGAUCAAACAAGAGUCGCUACUUCACAAGUUUACCUAUGUUUUACAUUAUAUUGCCAUGAUAACAAGUAAAUGGAAUAAGACAUCUAAAUGGCGAUGGCGCAACAGUUCUCUGUUAAUAAAACAAAUGAAAGUCACUCAUGUAGUGAAUGUGUACAGUUGUUAUCAGAUUCUACAUACAUUCGUAUACACAAUUGUGAAUGUUGUUAGUCCAUGAAGGUCACAGUACCGUUUUAUAACCAAUUCCAGUAAUAACUCAUCUUGCCAUUUACAUUGUCCAAUGCUCAAAUGAAACAUAAACUAUUUUCUGACAAUUAUAACUGAAACUAAAUAUGUUGAUAGUAUGUUCUGAAUGCCAAAAUAUAACUACAUUGAUAUAUAAGAAGUCAUUCAUAUUAAGUAUAUUGACAUAUUUCAUGUCCGCAAAUGCAUUUCAUAUCUGAAUAUUAAUGGAGCGUUCGGGAAAUUUUGUAUUAUUUUUCAUUCUCCAGUGCAAUAUUAAGGGAAUAAAAUAAAUACAUUUAAUUUUUGGAAAUAUGCCUUUUCAUGAGUAUGACUAAAGAAAUAUAAUGCCGUUUCCGAACAUGUCAACUUUGCCUGACUGUAUUCAAUGUACGACGUUUCAGUUUUAGCUGUCGGAUGUUCGUAUGCUGUCGAUAGGCCGAAUGGCCCAGUGUGUUUGCUUGACGUUAACUAUUGCUAAGUUGGUUUUGCCAACUACACAUACAGGCUCAUCAUGGUAUUAACUCCUGCAGAUGCAUGGUAAGUUUAAAAGCAUAUGGUUAAAUUCGGGGUAAAAAUUGUAUCAUUUCUGCUGGAAGUCAAGGAUACCGAAGGUCACUUCUUGACCACUUUCUCGAGACUACCAGGUACUUUUCAAUUAGUACGACAUGCAUGUUAAAGGAUGAUUCAACACCUGGUUUCAUUCAUUUCCAAUGUUUAGAACAUUACGAACAUCGUAUCAAGGCAAUUAAAUCAUAAACGUAUAUUUCAGUGGGUUUUUUAAAUUAUAUGUUGUAUGUUUGCAUACAAUGUCUUUAAGUAGUCUUUCUCAAUCUAGGCAUAGCACAGAUUCACACUUAUCCUUCCUGACUUUAAUGACGUUUCAGACAUGUUCCCUUCCUCAGCUAAUAAUAAUGUCAGUUUCAUUAUAUACGUUUAACUAAACUAAACUUUUAUUGGUCAAUUUACUUACUUUUCAGGGCUACUUCUUGUCCCUUUCGCUCGAUGAAGGGCCAAGAAAAAGCCUUGAAACUUCAGGACAAAGAAUAAUCCAUUAACAAAGUUGUGAUCCAUAAACGUUUUAGGGUUUCGUGCUCUUCCGUCUUUUAAUGGCAAUCAAAAGCAAGAGGGUAAAGUGUCCAAAUUUAGAAUUGAAAGGACGAAGAACAAUGUUUCGUAUUUUCUGCAUUUAAUGCAUCUCUUUAACUCAAUAGUUCUUGUUGAAUUAACUUGUUACUUCAGAAUGUUAUGAAACUGUGUAUAUGUAUAUAAAUGAAACCAGAUUAGUCACAAUGUCGUAUUGUAUGCUGUCUGUGCUCAUAAAUCUUCGGCGACUUCCCAAAGUCUCACUCAAGCUGUAAUAUAUACAUGUGUCCAAUAAAUACAUUAUUAUCAAUAA